Leptidea sinapis is the source of this 4146-nucleotide messenger RNA. RefSeq lists its product as uncharacterized. The record is from RefSeq and is a predicted model, not a curated record. NCBI's taxonomy places the organism in Eukaryota, Metazoa, Arthropoda, Insecta, Lepidoptera, Pieridae. Gene Ontology annotation, molecular function: metalloaminopeptidase activity; peptide binding; zinc ion binding. Bases 1 to 3225 code for a protein of 1074 amino acids. Gene Ontology annotation, biological process: proteolysis; peptide catabolic process. Gene Ontology annotation, cellular component: cytoplasm. The transcript is spliced from 27 exons.
AUGGAUGGAAUACAGAUGGAGCCAGUUGGAAAAUAUAAAGCAGAUCGUAACGGAUCCGCCAAAGCAGCAGCUUGGCGUAAUAUGGUUGAUCAAGAUUUGGACGAUGUAGCGUUUUUAGCAGAUACUGAAAAGGCUCGCGAAGCAAGAGAUUUGGGAGACACGCCGGUUGCUGUCUGCUCCCAGAGAAGAGCGCUAUGUGUGACUGUUCUCGUACUGUCUGCUAUCUUCGUGACUUCUCUACUUGUGGUCUAUGCUACUCCUCAGCCUGAUUGCCCAUGCUCAACUGAGAGUAUGCUGGUCCCUGGACAAACACCAACAGAAUCUGAUGAGAAUUCCACCGUAACUAACAAAGACCGCAUAGCCACAAACGGUAUGGUGUUUCCGUGGCGUGGUGCCAGGCUUCCCACCUUCGUGAUUCCCAGACACUACAGUUUGUGGCUACAUCCCAACCUGACAACUGGGGAGAUGCGAGGCGAAGUAUCGAUUGAUUUUCGCGUCGACCGGGAUACCAGUUUCGUAGUGCUUAACAUCAGAGAUAUGAAUGUGACAGAACGCGCCUUAUUCAAGGGAGGCUCUAUCGGACCGAAGGUUGCUAGGGCACUUGACUUUCCGCCCGCCGAGCAAACUUAUAUUGAAUUUAAGGAAAAGCUUCGUCGAAAGUACAAUUACACCCUGAGUCUACGUUUCAUUACGAGGCUGGAUCGGGUGGAGAAACAUCGGGGUUUCUUCCUCACCGGCACCCAGAGGCAUCGCUGUGCUAUAUCAAGGUUUUGGAUGACGCAUGCGCGAUCCGUGUUCCCGUGUCUAGAUGAGCCACACCUAAGAGCGACUUUCAAGUUAACCAUCGUACGAGACAGGUUCCACGUUUCUCUAACCAACAUGCCGAUAGUCGCGACUGAAGAGGCUGGCUUCUAUCUUGGACAUAGAUUGCUGCAAGACGAGUUUGCCAGUUCGCCCCCAAUGUCUCCCCACAUGAUAUCGAUUUCCGUGUGUCGCCUGCAGCGGAAGUCAGCUCCGCUUCUAGAAACUGUUACCGUGAGUCCUGAUGAUGAAGCACAGCCUGUAAUCAGCUUGUACAGCGAUAAAGCUGCUAUAUUGGACGAAUCUGGGCCACUUUUGGAAUGGGUUCAGAAAACACUACAGCUGUAUUCGUAUGAGCUGAAUACAACAUACCCGUUGCCUAAGUUUGACAUAGUGGUGAUAGACAGUGGUACGAGCUUCUCCGAAGGCUGGGGCCUCAUCACCUUAGCACCAGCGACGCUGUCAGACACCAAGGUCAUCGCGAGAUUAUUAGCGCAACAGUGGUUUGGAGGCCUGGUGUCCCCAAGAUGGUGGAACUCCCAGUGGCUUAUCGAGGCUCUGACGUCUGUUCUCAGCGAGAAAGCGCCACCUUUCGGAACGGUGGCGGAACGACAGGAAGACACGUUGCUGUUAGACCACAUACUGCCCGCACUGACGUUGGACUCCAGUAACAUGGUACGGGCAGUGGCUUCCCCGCGCUUAGACAGAGCAGACAUAGAGGCUGCGGCAGAUGAUUUAUCUAAACAUAAGGGUGGCGCUAUAGUCAGUAUGGCCAUUGAAGCAGCUGGGUUAUCUGCCGGAAGGGCAGCAUUGGCGAGGUUACUGAGGGAUCAUAGGACUGCCAGCGCAGAUGCUCGAGAUCUAUGGCGGGCGCUCCAACAGGAAGGCGGAGGCGAAGCCCCUGAACACGCGUGGGACGGCUGGUGCGAGCGGGCAGGAUAUCCGUUGCUGUACGCCACCAGUGACAGGGAUGUCGUCAUAACACAACAGAGAUUUGUGAUGGCCGCCCCUCCUCCAGACCCUGAACCGUCGAUGCUGAACCACCUUCUCACUCUCAACUUACGAGCUGAACUGGACGAGGUGUUUUACGAACCGGAAAAUGUAACAGAAUAUCUUGAAGAGGACUUAAACGCCACUACCACUACCACAACAACAUCUACAACCAAACGACCCGUAGUCAAGACCACCAAGCCCCCACCACAGGUCAAAUGGGUCAUUCCGGUCACCUUCACUGUCGGACCCUUGCUGGAAGAAGAAGAGACGAAGAUAGUGAGAAAUAGUAGCGAAAAUCUGCAGAAUGGAACUUGGUAUGAAGUUGUGAAUGAUACAAAGUCUCAAUCUCGUUGGAUGGAGAACGUAACGUACUUGGUGUGGAUGAACGACACACAAAUGACAAUCCCCGAACUCGGAAGACACAAGUGGGUGAGAUACAACGUGGGUGCGAGAGGACUGUACCGCGUUGCCCCUCAGGAUCACUUGGGAGAGUCACCGGAGUCGGCGGCUUCAAGAGCAGCGCUGCUAUACGAAAGUGGGUCGCCAUCAGAACGGGCACUGCUGUUGGAUGAUGCCUUCGUGCUGAGCCGAGCGCGGAGAUUACCAGCGAGCAGGGCUGUUGCUGCAGCCGCUCGUCUGAGUACAGAACAUCACUGGGCUGUUUGGCGCGUGGCCAUCUCCCACCUAUCUUGGUGGAGGCAGCUCCUCAGACUCGCAGCAUCAGCUCCAGACUUCACCGAGAUGCUGAGUACCCUGACGUCGGCUUUCACGGUCUAUAGCAAGGAGGAGAUUGAUGAAGGAAACCUAAAUGAGGAUCAGCUCUGGCUUAGUGGGGCUUUGCUGACUGCUAGCGUGGAGUGGGGCAACGUGAAUAUGACCAGCCAGGCUUUGGAGAUGUUCGACGCUUGGUGGGGACAGAACCAGAGCAUUCCGGAGAUAUACCAAGAGGGCGCAUUUAUGGCGGGCGUGCGUACGCACGGCGAGCCUGCUUGGCAAGCAUGUUGGCGAGCAUUGCUGACGUCACACGUGGCACCGAAGCCGCUGUACUCACACAAAGCACUUUUAGCUGCGCUCGCGUCGCCCGACGACGACUGGCUUCUGUAUCGUUUUGCAUACACGGUCGUCUCCAACGAAGCCCAACGAUCUAGCGACUGGGAGUUAUGGAUUACGACACUAUGUGAAGGAAUUUGUAGAUGGCGCGGUGCGUCGGCCAUCUGGCGUGUUUUGAGCAUGACGUCAUUUCCGCCGAGCGCACUACAAGCCGCAGCGAAAUGUCUUCACCAACCCGGAGAUUACUAUCGAUUCAAAGAGAUGUUUGGAACGGAGAGUGGCGCUAGCAUCGCAUUGGACACAAUAGCUCUCAACUCUGCUUGGAUUUCAAGAGCUGAUGCGGAUUUGUUGAGAUACUUCCAAGCUGUUCGCAAACAUUAACACCUGGCUCCUAGACUUUCAUUUCCCACCUUAACACCUGGACAAGCUCGUUGCCACCAACAAAAAAUUCCAAUUUGAUUUCCGCCAUUUUGGCUGUUGUGAAUUUGUAAUAAUUUUAACACUUAUUUUUAUUGAUUUAGUAAAUAGAUAUAAGUUUUAGGUAAUACAUAAUUUGUUCCAAAUAAAAAUGCCGCGGGACUUCUUACAGAUGGACUGUACCAGGUUAGCGAAACUCUCUAAGAAAAAAAGCGAUUCACUCGAUUGUAUGAAACGUGCAGUCAUUGAUAGAUGAUGGCUAGAAUCUUGUAAAAAACGGAGAUAGCCGAUAAACUUAACCGGAGUAUACUUCGUGGCCAAUCGCGAUACUGUAAUUAUUACUAUUUUAAACUUAUGUCAGAUGACUGAACGUUUUACACUAAACUAAAUUUCAAUUUUUACUUAGGCAGUCCCAGCUCUUAUUACGUAGUAUUUACAUCCUCUUUGGACUCUACAGUCUAUGCUCGAAUCGCAAUUCGCAACAAAGUAGCUGUCAGUUCACAGCUGUCACUUUGUUCGUUGUACACUUCUUUUCGUCCGUCAGCGCGAAAGAGGCAAAGGUAAGUGCACCAUACAGCCUAUGUAACUGUAUGAGAGCUAUGUUCAAAAGAAACAGAAUAAUACUAACAAUUGAAUUCAUAUCCAGUAUUAUAUAGAAUUAUUCUAUUUUUAUUCUUACUAAGUUCGUUUUAUGUAAUAGAUUUCAUUAUAUUAUAUUAAGGUGAAGAGGCAAUGGUCUUAUAACAAACAUCUUGUAUGGGUUAAACCAUCGUCAAAUAAAUAUAUUAACAUUUGAGUAUAUCGGAAAACACUACAAAAAAUUAUGAAGUUUAAUGACUGUUCAAUCUUUUUUAAGAACUUCAAUAUAUUAUUUCAAGAAGACAG